GUGUUUCUGCAGGCCUCAGUUCAGAAGUGAUCGAGCGGAGCGGCAGGACUCAAACAUGCGGUCGCAGGCCUUGUUGCUGUAUUUCACGGUGCUGCAGACGGCCGGAGCCGCUUUCCCAGAAGACACCGAGCCAAUCAGUAUUUCACACAGCAACUAUACCAAACAAUAUCCAGCGUUCGUGGGACACAAACCGGGACGGAACAACACGCAGCGGCACAAACUGGACAUUCAGCUGAUCGUCAUCAUGAACCACACGCUCUAUGUGGCCGCCAGGGAUCACAUUUACACGGUGGACAUCGAGACGGCCAAUACAGAGGAGAUCUUCUUCAGUAAGAAGCUGACGUGGAAGUCCAGACAGGCCGAUGUGGACACCUGCAGGAUGAAGGGAAAGCACAAGGACGAGUGCCAUAAUUUCAUCAAGGUCCUGCUGCAGCAGAGCGACGACUCUCUGUUCGUCUGCGGAACCAACGCCUUUAACCCGUCCUGUCGGACCUACAAGGUGAGACUGCAGUGUUAGCGUGACCUCUGACCUCUGACCUCAGAUACUCAAACGACAGACUGAGAGCGUCAGACAGCGAUGGAUAAGAGUGUGCGAGUGACUGAGAGUUCUGAAUCACACAUGACGGUGAUACAAUGUUGCUGUGGGGAUGUCCUUCUCUUUUCUUUUUAAAUCCAGGUUAUUAUUUAGAAGAGAACAAGAAUAACAAUGCUCUUUUUAAUCGUUGAUUUAGGUGGUUACAGGCUUGCUUAAAGCCUUAAAGCUUGAACCUCGGUAAUCACUGCUU
Molecule: messenger RNA, 785 nt
Organism: Sinocyclocheilus grahami
Lineage: Eukaryota; Metazoa; Chordata; Actinopteri; Cypriniformes; Cyprinidae
Product: semaphorin-6A-like
Exons: 5
Coding region: 56-517 (153 amino acids)
Biological process (GO): semaphorin-plexin signaling pathway; neural crest cell migration; axon guidance
Cellular component (GO): plasma membrane
Molecular function (GO): chemorepellent activity; semaphorin receptor binding
Source: RefSeq, a predicted model, not a curated record